CACUUUGUGUUGCAUUCUCUGGUGCUCUUCUUGCUUACUCAGAUUGUGUGAGUCUGGAUUUCAGCCACCAAGGGUGGUUAGAUUUUGGGCGAAAGCGAACUUGACUUGCUCAAUAAAUGAGCAUUUGAAGGUGAAAAAAUCAUCCAUGGAAAGCCAUCUGGAAUUGACAACUCAGUCAGCACAUAUGGGAAUAUGAUCAAGUUUAGAUCAGGCAGUUUGACACGCCUCAAAUCGAACAUGCCACUCAAAAUGCUCAUUACUAACACAAAAGUUGGGAGGAACACAAAGGCCUUAGUUGCUGGUGUUACAGAGAGGACAUUAAGGCAUCCAGAUGCUAUGGCUUCUGUGUUUAAUGCAGUUGAUUCUAUCAGCGCGGAAUUGGCUACCAUCAUCCAAUUAGAGGCCCCUGAUGAAAUCUCUGUAACCGAGAAGGAUGCGAAAAUAGAAGAGCUGAUGGAAAUGAACCAAGGUUUGCUCCAAUGCAUGGGGGUCAGCCAUGCUUCAAUCGAAACCAUUCUUCGAACUACACUCAAAUACAAGUUGGCUUUCAAGUUGCCAGGAGCUCGUGGUGGAGGUUCUGUUCUCACACUAUUGCCAACCUUGCUAUCAGCAACAGUUGUUGAUAAAGUAACUGCAGAACUGGAGUCGUGUGGAUUCCAUUGCUUAACAGCGGCCAUUGGUGGACAAAGGUGUUCAAGUUUGCUUUGGUGGUUCAUCCUGAGAAUUGUGUAACCACUAACCAGAAGUGGCACUCACUCACUCACUCACAUAUGGAGAAAGACUCAGAUUAUGGAGCUUUCACAGAGAAAUUCCUUCUGCAAUCUAGCUCUUCAUCUCAUGAUCUUCCCUUGAGUGGCCUCACCUUUGCUGUCAAAGACAUAUUUGAUAUGGCUGGAUAUGUGACUGGAUUUGGAAAUCCUGAUUGGGCAAGGACUCACCCAGCUGCCGAAUCAACAGCUCCUUCUGUUUCUACAUUCUUAGAAGGAGGUGCCACAUGUAUUGGUAGAACUAUCAUGGAUGAAAUGGCAUACAGUAUAAAUGGAGAGAACAAUCAUUAUGGUACACCGGUAAAUCCAUGUGCACCAGAUAGGGUGCCUGGAGGAUCUUCUAGUGGCUCUGCUGUUGUAGUGGCUGCAGGCCUUGCAGAUUUUUCCUUAGGAACUGACAGCGGAGGAAGUGUAAGAGUUCCUGCUUCAUAUUGUGGAAUUUUUGGGUUCCGACCUUCUCAUGGUGUCAUUUCUACUUCUGGAGUUGUUCCUUUGGCACAAAGUUUUGAUACUGUGGGAUGGUUUGCUAGGGAUCCUGUGGUUUUUAGUAGAGUAGGACGGUCAUUACUGCAAAUUCCUGAUGCACAUCCUGUCAGACCAGCUCAAUUGAUCAUUGCUGAAGACUGUUUCCAGCUUUCAAGCAUUCCAAGUGAUCGAGUAAAACAAGGACUUGUUCACUCAGUUGAGAAGUUAUUUGGGGGUCAUGUUUUAAAGCAUGCAAACCUUGGGGAUGUUGUGAAGGACAAAGUUCCAAGUUUGAACUGUUUCUUUGAGAAAGGAAAUACAAGUCAAGAGGAUAACAUACCAUCCUUGGCAGCCCUAUCAAGUGCCAUGCGAACACUCGAAAGGCAUGAAUUCAAGAACAACCAUGGUGAAUGGGUCAUGACUGUCAGGCCUGAUAUAGGUCCUGCGGACCGGAUAAAUGAACGUGUAUGGGAAGCCGUCAGGGCAGCAGAUGAAAAUAUUGAUAUUUGUUACUCCGUGAAGACCGAACUAUGUGCUGCUCUUACUGAACUUCUUGGGGAUGCUGGUGUCCUUGCGAUUCCUACAGUUCCAGGGCUUCCACCAAAACUACAUACGGAUCCUACUACACUUGAAGCAUAUCGCCACAGGGCUUUUAGCUUUUUGUCCAUUGCCGUAGUAUCUGGAUUCUGCCAGGUGGUCAUACCACUAGGCAUGUACGAAGGCCUACCUGUGUCGGUUUCCUUGCUGGCAAAGCACGGCUCAGAUGGAUUCCUGCUCAGUCUUGUGGAGACUCUCUAUGCCACUCUCAAAGAACAAGUUGAAAGCUUGAAAUGACAUAUCCUUGUUUAUAAUUCAACGAGAAGCUACUAGUAAACAGCCACUCAUUUCUGUAAAAAAAAAACCUAUCGAAACAUAUAGCCUGAUUGUCAAGUUUCUUAGCUUGUUGCUUGUGGUAUCUAAAUUACAAUACAGCCACUGCUAAAAGGUCAAAGUGCUGAGCCAAGAUGGUCAACGUGAAGGUUGGUGAGGUAAAGAACAGUGGGCGCUCUUCUUCACAAUCAAACUAAGCAGUCUGUGCUACUGUCAACUGUGUUACUAGUGUGUAAACAAAUGAUUUGUUCAAUAUUGACCAGCUUGAUUUAUGUCCUUA
This is a messenger RNA of Rosa rugosa (rugosa rose), 2382 nucleotides long. Its product is annotated as amidase 1-like. Bases 771 to 2066 code for a protein of 431 amino acids. NCBI's taxonomy places the organism in Eukaryota, Viridiplantae, Streptophyta, Magnoliopsida, Rosales, Rosaceae. The record is from RefSeq and is a predicted model, not a curated record. The transcript is spliced from 12 exons.